GUCCGUCAUUUCAGACACGACACCACGGGCGAAAGCAACUCAGGAGUCAGCGGAUUGUCAGCCUCAGGUCCAUGAGCUGUCAGCUUCAGCGCCCAGCAACAAGCUCCCCGCCUCGGCGAAACCCAGGGGUGCUUUCGGUAUCUUUCCCCAGUGGCGAUACCGAGAAAGAAGAUUCAAGCCAGUGUUGAUUAGAUGAAGAUCUUCGAAGUGGGGCGGAGUUCUUUAUUCCACAGAUUGCGCAUGAGCAAGACAUCUCACCAUGUUUUGCCCUCGUUGCUCUGGUCCCACCCGCUCGUCCUCGUCCUGGUCCUCAGCCUCGAACUGACACUAAGCUCGCCCCCUGUCGUGAUGCGGGGUCUAUUGCCAAUUUUCUUAUCUCUCACCACCAUGCGUCAGUGGACGCGGCUUCGAAGUCCCGGGAGUUUGAAUUUCCUCGGGGUGGUCAAGGGCUGACAGAGGAUUUCGAUUUUUGAUACGCGCGAGAUGCGCCUCGAUAUCCGUUAUCAGCAAGCCGCCCCAUCGCAUCUGCAUAAAAAACGCGCGCGGGAUCGAUGAGGGGUUGUCGCUGAGAGUCCGUAUUUCCCCAACAAUGCGCGGCGUAGUCCAGCUUCUGUCCCUCGCGUCUCUCGCGCCCCUUGGGGCCUUAGCCGGCCCCCACGCUCGUCUGCGACACCCGACAGUCGCCUACACGUCUCGCAAGAGCGGGCACGGGCCCUUGUUUGAAGUCCUGGCUGCUCAGCCCGUGGAAUCCGAGCCCGGAUUCAGCCCAACGGCAGCCGCGCCCAAGGCAAACCCGUUCCUCUCCCUCACGAACGACGAAGCCGCGAGUAUCGUCGCUUUCUUGCACAACCAGACGGCACUGAACUUGACCGCGGCCACGGAUGCCGGUCCUUGGGACAACGCGAUCGAGGUGCUGGAUUUGGUUGCACCGAAUAAAACAGAUGCACUCGACUAUCUCGACCACUCCGGACCGCUGCCUGCUAGGUAUGCGGUUGCCAAAAUCAUGUUUGGGGCCACGGAAGAGCCAUAUCUGCAAGACUUCAUUGUCGGACCUCUUCCGAUCUCCAAUACCUCCACCUACGAGAGUCUGGACUGGAGCACGACCAAGGGGACGUCCAAGAUCCGGAACUACGAUGCUGACUCGAGCCUGAAAUCCGAGUGGCUCUACAACGUCUCGACCCCUCUUGCUGACAUUCUCCUCGACCUGUUCAACGCUACACUCGACGAGCUCGACAUUUGGGGAAUUGACCCACUCUGGAAGGAGAAGCUGCCUAUCACAUAUACCGACAAGCACGGCAAGGAGAAGGUCAAGAACGAGGAGCGGAUUGUGGCCUGGAAUACCUUCUGGCGCUACCCCACGGGCGAAAACGCGGUAUUUGACGGCGAGACGCUGUUGCCUCAAGGCCUGUUCUUCAAGGCAGAUGUCACAGGCCGUGACCCCAGCCAGUGGAGGGUGCUGGGAUGGCUGUAUGGAGACAUUUUCUACUCGACAACAGCUGAAUUCCGCUCCGCCUGGGAGAAGCCUGACUUUGUCAAGUACGAGAUCAACCAGAGCGGAGACUGGGUUGGGUCCGAUCGAGUGGGAACACCCUUCCCAGGGGACACUCUCCCUGCACCGAUUCUCGUUCAGCCGAGUGCUCAACGGUUCUCCGUUGACGAAUCUCAGCGCUACGUCGAGUGGAUGGACUUCUCCUUCUAUUUGACGUUUACGAGAGACACCGGACUCCGGCUGUACGAUAUCCGUUACAAGGGAGAGCGGAUCAUCUACGAACUUGGCUUGGAGGAAGCUAUUGCUCACUAUGCUGGCAAUGACCCCGUGCAGUCCGGUACCGCUUACUUGGACACGUUCUACGGAUUUGGAACGUUCGCAUUCGAGCUUGUGCCUGGGUUCGAUUGUCCGUCGUAUGCACAUUUCUUGAACGGGACUUUCCACGCUGGAGAGGUCUCCACCACCCACCGAAACAACAUCUGUCUGUUCGAGAGCGACCCGGGCUACCUCAUGCAGAGGCACUCGUCGAUGAACUACCUCUCGCUCACCAAGAACAUUGCGUUCACUGUCCGCUCCGUGUCGACUGUGGGCAACUACGACUACAAUUUCGACUACAUCUUCACCCUUGACGGUGCGGUCGAGACUGUUGUGCGCGCCUCCGGAUACAUCCAGUCGGCAUACUACGCACACAACUCCGAGUACGGGUACCGCGUCCACGACAGCCUGAGCGGAUCGAUGCACGAUCAUUCGCUGAACUGGAAGGUUGACAUGGACGUCCUGGGCACGGCGAACACGUUUGUCAAGCACAAGAUCGCGCCUGCGGAGGUCAAGUACAGCUGGAGCAACGAGACACGCAAGACGAUGAAGCUCGAGAAGGUCAAGGUCAAGAACGAGGAUCAGGCCAAGUUGUACUGGCCCCGGAACGGAGCCGACAUGUUCAUCGUCGAGAACCUCGACCCCUCCAAGGCUAACAAGUACGGCGAGGCCCGCGGCUACAAGAUCUCUCCGUCCCGCGGUGGAUCGGGGAUGCACCUGACCAUCCAGGACUCGCCGAACCUGCUCAAGUCGCAGAGCUUUGCGACCCACGCAUUGUAUGUGACCAAGCAGAAGGACACGGAGCCGCGGUCGGCGCACGCCCAUAAUGACUACGACCCGGGUCACCCCAUCAUCGACUUUUCUGAGUUCUUGGACGGCGACAAUCUCGAACAGGAGGAUAUCGUCGUUUGGCUGAAUCUUGGAAUGCACCACGUGCCGCACACUGGCGACAUGCCGAACACGGUAUUCACGACCGCGCAGUCGGCGUUCAUCAUCUCGCCGCACAACUAUCUCCUCAACGACGCGUCCCGAACGACGCGCCAGAUGGUCCGCAUCGAUUACAACGCCUCGGGCGUGCAGCUCGUCAAGCAGUUCGGCGCUAAUCUCCCGAGUGGCAUGCUCAACCUGACGAGCACGAACUGGGACUUCACCUCGUAUGAGGGCGACAUCAACACGAGAAAGUUCCCGUACGACCCCCUGCAUCCGUACAACGACACGCAAAGCAUUGUUUAAAGUAGAGUAUCGAAUGAAUCACAGAAGUUAUGUAACUUCAAUGCAGUGUGAACAUUACCGGUGAUGAUGCUUCAUAUUCAAAUCACAGUGGCUUCUCCAGCGCUCUAGCCAUCGUACUGGGCAUUCAUGUGACCUAAUUCGCGUCGAGCUGUGUAUGCUGUCCCCCUUCGUGGAUUGGCCGCGGUAGCUCGGCGGGUCAGAAUCCCGCCCUUCGUUCGCAACCAUUCCGUCGACAGAGGCGUCUCCUGGAAGUGACAACGGGCACUGUAACAUGUCUGAAGCGCUCUUCUCUUUGGAGUGUACACCGGGAGUGUAUCUGCUGCUCGGAGCCAAAGGGAUGACCUGGGAACAUUGGGCCAAGUCGCGGUCCUCUCAGGCUGUGGAACUGCGUCUUUCCGCUUUCAGGUUGCUGUGAUGCCCCUCGAUGAUGAUCUCACUGGGCUGGACCUACGCAGCGACCAUUGAUAAAUGCAGCUCCCAGGUUGCUGCGGGAGCAACAAGACCGCAAGGCGCUUCCAUGGAUCCAUCGGGGACCAGGACAGGCUGAGGACUAUCGAGAGUUGGCUUAGCACUGGUCAGAUCAGCUGUCGAACUAUACGCAUACGGCUAUACUCUGGGGUAGCUCAAUAGAACUUGCGAUGUCCGCAGGCAACGAUGGACAAAUCACAUGGAAUCAGCUGGCACGCAGGCUACGAUCUGUCCAAACUCGUGGCGAAAUGGUCAGGAUUCCCGCGCAUUCCUUGUGUGAGUGCUAUCGUUCACGCCCCGUACUCCAAGCGCACAGCAAAUGCACCAUGAUAGUUCUUUGACUCAAAUGUUGAGGACUGGAAGACUCAGUAUUCGGGGCUCUGCGAUACUCAUUGAUAGUGAACAACUAGAACUAGAAACUGUCGAGGGUAUACAAUUACAUGAACAUGGGGAGGACGAUCUACUGACAUUUCGAACGCGAAUUGCCUUGACUCGAAUCGCGUUCAAGUUAAGUCAAUUCGGGUUCAAAGUGCGACGGGAGGAAUGGUCUUCACGUGGUAGCAGGGGUAUCAUCGACAAAAGAGGCCAAGCCUUAGAUCAGGCGUAUACCUUCUCGUGAAGUUCAGGUUGUCCGGGUAGCCGCUGUGCGGUUUUUAGCACCACAUUAUGCAGAGAGUUUAGUACAAAGCCUUGGUGAUGAAUUACCUCUAAUCGGAAUUUGCAAAGCUGGAAACCCGAUUUAGGGUCCUUCUCGAAGUACGCCUAGGAUUUCCAUUGUCAAUGAUUCGGGAAAGUAUCUGGCUUGGGUGCAUACAUUGGUCACCGUGUAUUUCCCAUCGUAGCGAAAACUGAGAAGUUCAACGUUGGAGUCGAGAGAAUGAGCGAGUGGUCUCACCCUCGAGCUGGAGCCCAAGCACUGCGCUUAUUCGGUCCACGGAUGACAUGGACUGGCUGUCCGCGCUCCAUCGAUUUCUAUGCAGAAGAUGAGACCAAUCCCCAUCGACGCGGCCACUUGGCCAUACCACGAGAUAUUGAUUGUCGCGAUGUUCGAACGACUGGUCUUGGGUCUGAGUCCCAUUCUAGAGAAAUAGUCAACCAUCGUUUCUGUUUUCGUUUUCUUCUUCAUGCAUACGCUGAAAGUACCAGAGUCUCCUUUCCCAGUUCCGGUGUAUAUUCUUCGAAUGGAUGGGAUUUAGACACAGUCAGUCAGAGUUUGGAGGUGAGAAUUCGUGCACUGACAGGACAUCGCCAUCAUCCUGCCCAGGAUAGAAUCCGGACGUAACGAUAGAUAUAGCACCGAGCUCCUUGGUCCCGUAGAUUCCCGCCAUCGACCGCCGGUGAAGUUCCAUCGCGUCCGAUCUGCAGAGCACCACAUUGAAUCCUUUGGCGCAAUGAAAUGGAAUUGAGUACAUACCUGCUUUCCCAUGUCUUGCCAACCGGUAUUUUCUUCUGGACCCUCGAGUCGAUGGCCCAGUUGGACGGGGUGGCCAGUUGGAACUCGGGCGCUGCCAUGAGAGCUUUGCGUCUAAUAGAGCGGGUCGAUCCGAGGUUCGUUUUCAAUGAGGGGUUGCCACUGACCUGGCCUCCAUAGAUGAGGAUGGGAGAUAUCAAGCCUCAACUGAGUCAACUCGUAUGUUAUUGUUAUAGCCUACGUAAGCGAUCGAAUCAUCGAUGGCGUUCGUUGAUAGGUGACGUCAUACACAACAAGACCUAUUGUGAGGCCUUGAUAAGUUGCGGUCCUGUUGUGUAUGUGUAGGAGUAAAGAUUAGCUGGCUCCGAUGAGGGUGGCUUGACCAGAGUGUGUAAGUGAGAAGUUUGAAAGCAGAAGUUGGCCUGUCACAUGCGCGUCAUGAUGUGACCAUGUCCUCUUCCUGCAGUUCACUCGCACGAGAGGAUCGAGAACAGGACUUCAAUCUCAGAAUACAUGCUAGGGUCAACACUCAGAAGAUCCAGACCAAUUUAUCACCCUCCAGCCUGCUUUUGUUGCUACCGAAACUCGCCAGGUCCCCUCGCUUUUCAUCCCUCUGCGGGACGGCUCGACAUUUGUGACGGCUUGCAUCCUAUGACUUCUCCGCACAGUUUCUUGCCAUCACAUCCGCUCAGAAUACUCCGAUACUCGUCGUCAGGUGCCACUCUUUUCCUCCCUGGCGCUGCUAUCCCGCUCGUAGUUCAUGCGUGCGUGCUCUCCGACUUGACGACACUGCAUCCCGACGCGCCUGUCAUUCUAUCCGACAUGCCCACUCCGCUUCUUGGUUUCCGCUCAAGAAAUCUUCACGUUAUUCCAAGCCAUAAACGAGAGCUCUUCGUACCUCACGCAUGGCGGAUUCGUCAAGGUCGUCCACGCAUUGACGACAAUGCGAGCCGGUACAUCAGACCGCCUCGCUCCCUGAGGGCUACAUUGAUCUACAGGGCUGAGCCGAUGCCCUGCAGUGCCCGGGACUGGGCACGGCUUCGAAGUGAUCGCAGUGUACUUGGGUAGUGGCGUGGGGAAUAGACUGGGGAUCAGUUCGUUGUCUUCGGUGCGGUGCUUAGUGGGACGACUGGCGUUCUUAAGGGAUAAAGCUUCUUGGUCACACUGCGGUCGUUAUGAGAUCGAUACGUCUCUCGACCCGUGACGAUCUUGUUCUGUUCUCGUAUGGGUCGAGGACACAUAUCGCGGACUUGUUAUGACUCUCAUGUCUUGCAUCAACGAUGGUGCUGCACGGAUUGGAUACUCACAAGAACUCGAGUCGCUGGUGUUGACUCGCAUUCCAUCGUUGGUAUCAAGCACCGACACGAAUCCGGGCUCGUCCUUCUGAUUCCCCUCGCAAGUGGGUUAAAGCUUUCCGCCCGUCUCGCUGGUCGAGGCUCUAGAUGACCACGGGCCUAUGCGGCUCCAAGUCUACGAACUGUUCACCUCUUGGAUACAGGAUGCACGCUUCACAGUCGUUAGCUUGUUCGUUCGGCCAGUCUGAGGACUUCUGCACGGAUCGCAAUCUCCGUGGCCGUCAUGCCAUGAUGACGGGCAGCCUUGAGUGGACAACUGCUUCCUCUAUCAUCCAGACUCCAUGCUCGUCCAUGCGUCUUCGGUUGCCCGCUGGAAUGGACCGAAGGCAAUCCUCGCUAUGGGUGGAAACAUGGGGCAGACAGGCGACACAAUCGGUCCCCACUCAAUCCACGGAACUUACUGGCAACGCAUCCAAGACUGAGAUCAUAAUGCUUCUUUCGCAGGGCUGCACCGGUUGCGCCGGGUGGCAUGACGGGCUGCAAGGCUCUAUUCGGAGGAAACAUUAAGCAGGUGAUUAUAAACGAGGCGUGUCCGCAGCUAAGACGUACAUAUAGAUGAGAGCAUCGAUGUUGGGAACCAUAUGGAAGAAGAAUAUGCUGCACCUUCGGUACGGUGAGCGAAAUGGGCCCCGCAAUCGUAACUAUAAGCAACCUUCGGAUACUGGCCUGAACGGCCAGCUGAAGAAUGCUUCAGAUCACCAGCCAAGCGAAUACCUCAUGCGGUGUUUGCAAGUGUCAGGUCUCAUUGGAAUAAUAAAAAAUACAGUAGGAUAUCAUAUCAGUACAUCAUGCUGCGUGCAAAGUGGUGGCCGCCAGCGACUACGACCCCGAGCCAGACGACUUCUUCCCACCAAAUCUGCCUCCACUCAACAAACUGCCUGACUCCCUCAAUAGCAGACCCAUCCCCAUAAUGACCGCCCCUGUAAUCGCGAAUGGCGCCGCGAGUAUCAUGCCCACGCCUAGGCCAAUGUCCUUCAGGAUCGCGCCCUUCUGCACCUCAGGAGCCUUCUCGAAGGCAUCUGCACGGUGCGCCCAGUCCUCGCGCACGGCGUCCUCCGGAUGGCGCUCGGCGAUGUCCCGCAUGGAAGCGACGAUAGACCGCUCGAGCUCGGGUGUGCGCGACGUCCAGUUGUAUUUGCGUAUGCGGCUAUCCAGCUUGCGCAGGGCUGCACGGCAUUCGUCUUCUGUCAUCCUCGAGACCUUCUUGGUCUCUGAUUCGAAUGGAGGGGAGGAGGAGGAGGGGUCUGCUUCCGACGUCUUGGGUGGGGGUCCAGUGUACGGUGGAGGCAAGGCCUUUUCAUCGAUGAUAGCCAUGAUGAUGUGGUAAAUAGACUCGGAUUCAAGGAUGGGAGGAUUCGUGGAAUGUUUUCGAUUCUCGCUGGUAUCCGCACAUUUAAAUAGUCAACGCAAUGUAGGGCUGCGGAUGCUGCGCAGAGUUUCCUCGCGCCGCGGGUAGUCAUCUUGGUUUGCAACGGAGAAACUCGAUGACAGGUCGGUGGCAGUGCGACACCCCAUCAGUG
Molecule: messenger RNA, 7791 nt
Organism: Mycena citricolor
Lineage: Eukaryota; Fungi; Basidiomycota; Agaricomycetes; Agaricales; Mycenaceae
Source: the annotation of a GenBank genome assembly